ACUUACUCAAACACACCGAACGAUUCGAGUACACCACGUAAACGACAUGGACAUGGCUCACAACUUUAUUUUGCUGUUACAGAUAACUGUGUUGUUGUGUGUGUUGGUAGAUUCGACAUCAGCCCAUGGUGCAGAUGAAGCUAACCCUUGCACUAGUUCACACUGUCAAAAUGGUGGCACGUGUAGACCUGACGGUCAAUCAUUUCGUUGUGAUUGUCACGAGGGAUAUGGCGGAGAUUUCUGUAACCUUGAUCAGCCAGUAACUCAGCAUAGAGUUGUAAUUGGCGAUAAUGUUAGACUUGCGUGCUAUACAAAUCGAAGUUUGCCCAGACCGGUAGAUGUUGAAUGGUUUAAAUCUGUAGACGGAAACAAUACACGUGUUAAUCUCACAGCUGACGUCAGUAAAUAUGGCGGUGGAACAAUAUCUAAACGCAGCCUGACAAUAUAUCGUACCAACUUUGAUGACACAGCAGAUUAUUCCUGUCGGACCAAUAAUACGGCCCAUGUUGUAAACCAAGAGUUCCAUCACGUCUCAGUUGAAGGAGUAAAACAUGAAUGCAGUUCCAUGAACGAAAAUCUAGUUAGACUGAAUUACAUAGGAGUUGCUGUAGAAGUUGUGUUCACGGAUCAGACCAAUGCAGAAUGUCCCUUUUUACCUGUAGAUGAUAAAUUUGAUAACUUCAAACUCACAGUAGGAUUAGGGAAUGUAAACAGUACCAGUAACGUCAGCAAUGAAUGUAAUUUUACGAAAACAUCAGAAGAUUAUUUUUCAGGAAGAGUAAUAGUGAGACGAACGAUGAAGGGUUUUGAUACUACAACAGACUUCGCACUUGAUGUCUACUGUUCAUAUGUUGUCACUACAAACAGUAUGGCACAAAUUACCACUGAGAGUAAAAAACUGUCUGCCCCUGUUCUACAGUCACAGCCAAGUGGGCCAAAAUCCGAGUCAUCAUAUUCAGUUGAAGUUCGGGACUAUAGGGGAAGACCUCUGAGAAAUCCUAGACAGAAAUCACCUGUCAUUUUUCAAGCUGUUAUGACUCCUGCUGGAAAUAAUACCGCGUUUACCGUCUCCAGUUGUAAAAUAUUCACAGAUGACAAAAAGAAAAUCAGAAAUGUGUUAACAAAUGGCUGCGGAACAGGUUUCCCUUUCAAAGUAACAGAAGGUUUUACUAUGAGAGGAACUAUAGGGAAAAGUCCGAUUUUUAAGCUAUUCACUUUAAAAAGAAGACACCGAUUAAACAUUGCGUGCAAUUUCUUCGAAUGUGAAGGAAAUUGUGAUGGGAGUUCCUGCAAAAAGACAUAAUAACUGUAGAAUUGGAAUAGUCGGCUGUUUAAAUAAAAUAUAUUCUUCGUAAUA
Molecule: messenger RNA, 1357 nt
Organism: Mytilus californianus (California mussel)
Lineage: Eukaryota; Metazoa; Mollusca; Bivalvia; Mytilida; Mytilidae
Exons: 10
Coding region: 47-1303 (418 amino acids)
Source: RefSeq, a predicted model, not a curated record